AUGGCCACGUCUGCUUUAGCAACACUGAUUCUGCUGUCUCUGGCCUCAGCACAGAACCAGUGUCAUCACACUCCGAUAUAUCUCGACUUUCAUGAUCGGAGGGUCGACUCUGACAGAAGUUUUCAGUAUGGCCUCUUUGCGGGCGUGGGUACACCUUCUCAAAACCUAUCCCAGUGGCCCUCGGUGUCACAUAACGAGAUGACCAUUGCCGGUCCAGACUAUUGCACCGACAGUCCUUUUGAGGAUUGCAUCAACCGAGCUCAUGGAAUCUACGACCCUCUAGCCUCCGAUGAUCAUCGUCCUCACGAUUCAUACCAAUCUCUUGACAAUGCUUUAGAAAUUACAAAUGCUACUGUCAUCAACCAGACAACCGACACCUACAAUCUCUUUGUCCACUACUACGACCCAUCCCCACCUACUGUAACUCAUGUUCCUGACGUCCCCAUUACAGUAUUGUCAAAUUAUACAUCUGAUCAAUCACCGUGGUUUGGCCCUGCUGGUCUUUUCGCCCUGGGCCCUUCUUCCACCAUCUUAAGUCGCCUCCUCGAUUUGGACCUAAUCGCGACCCGCUCGUAUGGCUUGUAUAUGGGGACCUACUAUGAACCCGUAAAUGGCCUCAUCAAUGGCUCCCUCACUCUUGGUGGCUGGGAUUCUGGUCGAUUUGAAGGCCAGCCCUUCUCUCACCAAAUUUCAGAUCCAAACCCAGAUUUUGAUAAUUCUCCUCUGAGAGUCACAAUCUCUCGGAUGACUUUGACAGAUAGCAACGGAGACGAGGCUCAACUCCUCCAACAGUCACAGUCUCUCGAUGCCUAUCUCACCACCAGCCAACACGAGAUCAAUCUCCCUGAGUCGAUCCUUGAUCGCUUCGUCCAGGAGACCAAUGCCGAUGAUUCGGGAAACGUCUACAGCCUCCCUCAAGACUUCAACUCAACUCUGACCAUCUCAUUCAGCUCAGGAUUGAAUCUGACCUUUGAAUCUGAAUGGCUCAGGAAUGUCAGCAACAACUCUCCUAUUUCAACCACUGUUUCAGGCAAUAGGACGACGUCUGAUUCCGAGAGCAGUUCGCUUGCCUUUCUCGGUUCCGCUUUCUUCACACAUGUUUAUUUGAUGGUCAAUUAUGACGCACCAACACCCACCUUCUAUCUUGCUUCCGCCCUUCCCCAUGCUCCCUACGUUAUGACCACCCCUUUCUGUACCGACACUGUUCCCACACCAGCACCUCCCACCGAUAUCUCCAGCUUCGCUGCUAAUGGAAUUGCCGGUGCAGUCAUUGGUGGUGUAAUUGGAGGAAUUGGCUUGACAUUCUUCAUCUGGUGGCUAGCUCGAAUAUGCAUGCAGCGCCAAUCAUGGCGUGCUCACCAUCGAGAGUCCAUAAAAGGCAAAGGCGUCCAAGGUGGCAACGUUCCAAUCUCAGCUUUCCCUUCGAGUCCCAAAUCAUUUCAUUCGUCCACAACUGUCGGAGACAAUGUCGUCGACAAUGAAAUGCAAAUUGACGAACGAACCCGGGAUGAUAGCAACGAGAUGCAAUCCUUCGCCGCCUUGAAUUUCAACAACGGCUUUCCCUCUGGAUACUCCGACGUUCCGCCUUCCUCGAUGCAAAGUUUUGCUCCAAAUCACGCCCAGUAUCAAGGUCGCACGGAUUCACCGGGCAGUGUACUGUCUGAAGGUUAUGCCCGACUCGGGACUGAGGUCAAACCCAACGUAGUCCAAGUCCAAGCGCAUCAUCACAGCGCAAAGCCUUGGACGGCCAUUGUCCACGAUGCCAAUCAUAGUGCUGGAUGCAUGACUCCCGUCACUCCACUCACAACUGAGCCUUACUUCCAUAGCUCAUCUUCUAAUCCUCACGCAGUUCCAGCAUCACGACACAACGUGAACAUUGAUGACUUGGUCAGUCCCAUCUCUCCACCAGGUCGUCCGAUGGCCGAUACGACGUUUUAUCAGACACCCCAUUCCCCCCAUGUGGAUACUGAGUUUGCGCCUCCACCCAGGAGUGAGAACAGGUAG
Messenger RNA from Exophiala mesophila, 2004 nucleotides. RefSeq lists its product as uncharacterized. The transcript has a single exon. Lineage: Eukaryota; Fungi; Ascomycota; Eurotiomycetes; Chaetothyriales; Herpotrichiellaceae. The coding region runs from base 1 to 2004 and encodes 667 amino acids. The record is from RefSeq and is a predicted model, not a curated record.